CAAAACGAAGAAGAAGCCUAGUAGAAGCAAAACUGCUCUCCCUUCGCUUUCCCCGCCAUAACCGCCUCUUCAUAUACCUUCAAAAAAUCAAUUUAUUAUACACACACACACAUAUAUAUAUAUAUAUAUGAUGACGAAGAAGAGUAGUGGUGAUGAUGGUAAUGGUAACGGAGGAGUUUAUGGUUAUUUAGGUGUACUGUGUUGUGUACUGAUUGUAUCUGUGAUAGCGGUUGUAUCUAUCAGGUUUUCCAUUUCCCGAAGCACUUUCCGGUAUUCAUCGGUGGAUUCAGCAAGUGUUUAUUCGAUUGUUGAGUUGCAGAAGAAGGUGAUCGCUGCUGCCGUGGCUAAUCAGAAUAUUCCGUCACGAGCAAUCGCUGCUUCUGAUGUUUCUGUCUAUCGCAACUCUUCCUUCUCUCCGAUACCUAGAAAAUCUACUGUUGUUAGGAAAGAUGAUAAGAUAGAGGAAGGAUUGGCACGAGCAAGAGCGGCGAUUCGAAAAGUUGCUGCUGGUGUUGGAAACUUAUCGAUGAACCCUGGUGGGAUCUACCGUAAUCCAGGCGCAUUUUAUCAGAGUUACAAGGAGAUGGAGAGGAGGUUCAAGGUGUAUAUAUAUGAAGAUGGAGACUUCAUAAUGGUCCAUAACGGACCCUGUAAAGAUAUAUAUGCAAGUGAGGGAAGGUUCAUCAGUGAGAUGGAACAUGGUAAUAAUAAAUUCAGGACAAGUGACCCUCAUUCAGCCCAUGUUUACUUCAUGCCUUUUAGUGUAACUUGGAUGGUUAAGUUUCUCUACGUGCCUCUUUCAUAUAACCUUACACCUCUUAAAGAGUUUGUAUCUGAUUAUGUGCGACUUAUCUCAACAAAAUACCCCUUCUGGAACCGAACCCAUGGAGCUGAUCAUUUCAUGCUUUCUUGCCAUGAUUGGGCUCCUGUUGCUUCAAAAGGCAAUGAUUUCCUGUACAAUACAUCAAUAAGGGUUUUGUGUAACGCCAACUCCUCAGAAGGUUUCAAUGCUCAGAAAGAUGUGAGCCUUCCUGAAAUCUACCUUUACAAUGGUGUAGUGUCUCCAAAGCUGCAGUCUCCUCCACCAACCAACAUUUCAAGGCCUUACCUUGGAUUCUUUGCUGGUGGACUUCAUGGCCAUGUCCGGAAAACCCUCUUCGAUCACUGGAAGGGCAACGACUCUGAUCUUCGUGUAUACGAAUACCUGCCUAAGGACAUGGAUUAUCCCUCUGAAAUGUUGCGGUCCAAGUUUUGCCUAUGCCCUAGUGGCUAUGAAGUGGCUAGCCCCAGAGUGGUUGAAGCAAUUUAUGCCGAAUGCGUUCCUGUUAUGUUAUCAGAUCAUUAUGUCUUCCCUUUUAGUGAUGUCCUAAAUUGGGAUGCAUUCUCAGUACAGGUUAACAUUACUGAUAUCCCAAGGCUAAAGGAGAUCUUGGUGGCUGUUCCAGAAGACAAAUACAUGAAGCUUAAGGAAGGUUUGAGGGCUGUGAGGAAACAUUUUGAACUAAACCGGCCUGCUCUGAGGUUCGAUAUGUUUCAUAUGAUAUUACACUCUAUAUGGCUCAGGAGACUAAAUUUAAGGCUAUAGAAUAGCAACAUACUAUAUACAUCCAAUAUAUGUUACAAAAGAAGGAAUAGGGGGGAGGAGCGGGGGUGUGAACAGAUUCCAUAACAAACUUUACUAGGGUUUUAUCUCAUUGCCUUUUGAGUUAGAUUCUUUCAUCAUAUAGAAUUUGUUUGUAAUAGCAUCUUUUUUUCGGAUGGCCUAUAGGAUUAACAAACAGUUUUGCUUUAACAAGAAAAUGUAAAUGAAAGCAUUCUUGAUCCAGUUUUCCAUUUCAGAAAAGGAGUACUUAUCAGUGUUUAUUUAUUCUACAA
Lycium barbarum (goji berry) is the source of this 1875-nucleotide messenger RNA. Its product is annotated as probable glycosyltransferase At5g25310. Gene Ontology annotation, molecular function: glycosyltransferase activity. NCBI's taxonomy places the organism in Eukaryota, Viridiplantae, Streptophyta, Magnoliopsida, Solanales, Solanaceae. The transcript has 4 exons. The record is from RefSeq and is a predicted model, not a curated record. Bases 128 to 1585 code for a protein of 485 amino acids.